AUGAGUAAUACUGCUUCGAUACAAAAUUCAGAAGUAAUAAAGGAUAAUGGCGAAAUUGAUGGUAAAGCUAAAUUAAGGAAAUGGUUGAAUAUGAACUUCAGAAUCGAGAUGACAGAUGGCAGAGUACUUAUAGGAGUAUUUCUCUGUACAGAUAGAGAUGCCAAUGUCAUUCUUGGUGCUUGUUCAGAGUACCUUAAAAAUAAUGAUGGUGAAACAGAAGAGCCUCGUGUUUUGGGUCUAGUCAUGGUUCCAGGGCGUCAUAUAGUUUCUAUAAAAAUAGAUGACACAAUGGACACAUCUUCACAAAAAUACUAUUAUGAAGAA
Messenger RNA from Iphiclides podalirius (scarce swallowtail), 324 nucleotides. NCBI's taxonomy places the organism in Eukaryota, Metazoa, Arthropoda, Insecta, Lepidoptera, Papilionidae. The record is from the annotation of a GenBank genome assembly.